GUUUCUGUGUGACAGCUGGAGUACAUUACUUUGAAAGAUAAUUCAAAAAUUACUUUGCCUCGUUGACGCAACGUCUACAUGCAAUAUUGUCCACUUUGGUCACCGGUCUUAUAGCCCCAGCUCCUGCAAAGCAUCUUUUUCUUUUUAUAUCUUUUUCUCUGUACCAGAAACACAGAUUAAGCAGCACUCUCAGUUUUCUUCUUUGCUUUUCACCUUGUAGUUUCUUCAAGCAAAACUUACUCUGUCCUGUAAUUUGACCACACCAGAAAAUAGAAAAUACUCUUAGAUUGCAAGUAAAGCAAACCCAUGGAGAUAAUUAUUAGCAUAGGGGCAAAGAUUAGUGAGUACGCAGUUAAACCUAUUGCCCGCCAACUGGGCUACCUCUUUUACUAUCAAAGAAAUGUAGAGAACCUCAGAACCCAAGUUCAGCAUUUGAAGGAUGCAAAAGAUAGGCUUCACCAUUCCAUUGAUGAGGCAAAGGAAAACGCUGAAGAAAUUGAAACUGAUGUUGUCAACUGGCUUAGCAGAGUAGACAGGAUGAUUUCUGAACAUACAGAGAACUUUCUAACAAAUGAAGGCCAGGCAAAUAUGAAAUGUUUGAGUGGGAAUUUUCCGAAUUUGGUGUCCCGACAUUGGAUGAGCAGGAAGGCGAAGAAGAUGGCACUGGAUGUUGCAAGUGAAAUCCAAGCUGCAGGGGGAUUCCACAAGGUGUCUUACCUUCCAACUAUAACAACUGUUUUCGAAGUCAAAGGCUACAUGGCUUUUCGCUCAAGAAUGUCAACCUUGAACAGAAUUAUGGAGGCACUAAGAGAUCCGGAUGUUGACAAGAUUGGGGUUUAUGGCAUGGGCGGUGUCGGAAAAACUAUGCUUUGCAAAGAGGUUGCUAAACAGGUCAAAGAACAAACGUUGUUCGCUAAGGCCGUCAUGGUUACUGUAUCCCAGACUCCAAGUCUUGAAAGCAUUCAACAAGAAUUUGCGGAGAAGUUAGGACUAAAGUUGGAAGAGAAAAGCAUACGCUGGAGAGCAGAUCGACUAAGAUAUAAAUUGAGAAAAGAAAAAAGUUUGCUUGUAAUUCUAGAUGACAUUUGGGAGAAACUUGAGUUGGAGGAUAUUGGAAUAUCAUUUGGAGAUGAUAAUGAGGGAUACAAGAUACUGCUAACCUCUAGAUCUCAAGAAGUUUUAUAUAAUGAUAUGGGUGUCGAGCUUAAUUUUUUGGUUGGAGUUUUAUCAGAGAGUGAAGCAACUAAUUUGUUCGACAAAAUAGUGGGUGAUACAGUUAGAAAACUUAGCAUCCAACCUUUAGCAAGUGAGAUUGUUAAAGAAUGUGCAGGUUUACCAAUUGCAAUUGCAACCGUUGCAAAUGCAUUAAGAAAUAAAAGUCAUCAAGUUUGGAAAAAUGCAUUGCAAGAGCUAAGCAUUUCCACCCCAACUAACAUCAAAGGAAUGCAUGAAAAAGUCUAUUCUGGUAUAAAGUUGAGUUAUGAUUCUUUGAGAAGUGAGGAAGCAAAGUCAUUGUUGUUGCUUUGUAGUUGGUUUCAUGAGGAUGCAAACAUAGAGAUCGAACACUUGUUGAAACAAGCUACAGGUUGGGGCCUAUUUCAAGGCAUAACUAAAUUGGAGGAGGCAAGAAACAAGGUGGUUACGUUGGUUGAAGAUCUCAAGGCUUGUUGCUUGUUGUUGGAUGGUGAUUAUGAUGGUUGUGCUAAAAUGCAUGAUGUCAUUCGGGAUGUUACUUUAUCAAUUGGAUCUAAUGAUAGACACAUGUAUAAUCUUCGAAAUGUUGCUGAGUUGGAAGAAUGCUUCAGUAGUAGAAAACUCGAGGAUUCAAUUGCAGUUUCACUGCCAGAAAUUGAUCACAUUUAUCAGCUUCCUGAAAAGUUAGAAUUUCCAAAAGUUCAGUUAUUUUGCCUGAGUAGCACAAGUAAACCUUUCGGAUUUAACACGUACUUUCUUUCCUAUGAAAAGUACGGAAAAGGUUUGAAAAUUCCAAACCACUUUUUUGAAGAAAUGAAGGAGCUUAGAGUUUUGGAGUUGAUCUCUAUUCGUUUGAGACCAUUACCUUCAUCCAUUUUUUCCAUUCAAAAUCUUCAAACGCUAUGUUUGCAGUUCUGUGACAUCGGAGAAGUAGGUAUGAUUGGAGAGUUAAAAAAUUUAAAAAUUCUUGACCUCAGAGGAUCUAGCAUAGAAGAGCUACCGAAACAAAUUGGACAACUAACUCAGCUACGAAUGUUAGAUUUGAAAGAUUGUUACAAGCUGAAAGUGGUUCAACCAAAUAUCAUAUCAAGCUUAACAAGAUUAGAAGAGUUGAAUAUGGAAAACAGUUUCAGAAACUGGCAUGUUAAUGGAAAUGAAGGUAAAAUAAGGAAUGCCAGUCUUUUGGAGUUAAAGGACUUGCAUCGACUUACCACUUUAUAUUUGCGGAUACCAAAUGCCGCACUCCUACCAAAAGAAUGUUUUGGUGAAAAAUUGGAAAGAUAUAGCAUAGUAAUCGGAGAUGUUGAUGUUGUACUUUCUGAUUCUAGAUCUUCAAAACAGUUGUACCUCAAGAUCAAUAGAAGAGACAUAUUCAAUGAUCAUGGUCUUGAAAUGUUACUGAAAAAGUCUGAAGUAUUGUAUUUAAGUGGAUCAUCGGGCUUCAACAAUGUUGUUUAUGAAUUGGAUGCGGAAGGGUUUCCACAACUGAAGCAUCUCCAACUAGAAUGGAUUGUUGGAAUUCAAUACAUUAUCAACUCGGUGGAAAAGAUUCAUGCUUGCAGUGCCUUUGUAAGUUUGGAUAUAUUGAGACUUCGUGGUUUAGAGAGUCUCGAAAAGAUAUGCCAUGGAAAACUUACAGAAAAUUGCUUUGGAAAAUUAAGAGUUAUAGAAGUGUACAACUGUGAUAAAUUGAAGAACCUUUUCUCAUUUUCCAUUGCAAUCGGCCUUUUGCACCUUGAAAAGAUUGAAGUGGAUAGAUGCGAAACGAUGGAGGAAGUUAUUUAUGAAAGAGAGGAUGAUUCUCAAAGCAUAAGUAAUGAAACUUUCCAAAAGAUUCCAUUUCCUAAAUUGAAAACCUUGAAGCUGUGUUCUCUACGAAACCUUAUACAGUAUUACUCUCAAGUGGAGACAAAUUGCAGAAAUCAAAGGAAAGACGAGCAAUUGAUUGCAGACUUUGCCAGACCCUUCUUCCACGAAAAGGUCACAUUUCCUAAGUUGAAAAAUUUGACACUGAAAGAGGUUGGUUUCCUGAAGGAGAUAUGGCAUGGUCAAUCUGAAGGUCUGCCUACAUCUGUAUUUUCCGGUUUGGCCUCAUUGAAACUAUCCAGACUGCCCGACUUGAUGCACUUGUGGGAUGAGAACUACCAUACAGACACAGCCUUCUUGAAUUUGAUGGCUCUAGAAGUAUCCAGAUGUGACAGGUUAAAGAACUUAGCACCAUCCUGGAUAUCUUUCCAAAAUUUAAUAUUUUUGGUGGUGUUGAAUUGCCAUGGAAUGGUAAAUUUGUUUACUUCCUCGACAGCGAAAAGUAUGUCACAGCUGAGAAUAAUGAACAUUAGUGGAUGCAGAAGCAUGAAUGAAAUAAUUGCAAAUGAAGGAAGUGAAACAGGAGGUGAAAUUGUUUUCAAUGAACUGGUAGAGCUCGAAGUUUGUGGUUUACCAAGCCUCACAAGCUUCUACUCCGGAAACCUUGUGAUGAAAUUCCCGAAAUUGAAACGUGUACGCAUUGGUCUCUGCCCUGAGAUGAGGAGUUUCUCUCAUGGAUUCGUAAGCACUCCACAACUAGACAAAUUAACGCUACGUUACACACAGUUGGAAAAUGUAGUAUUUGAUAGUGACGAUGACGUGGAAUUGCCAGACGGAUUUAACACAGCAUUGGAUUUUGACGAGUUGAUAAUCAGUGAUGACGAGGUGGACAAUGAUAAUAGAAUACAACACGAGUCGAUAGAAGGCGACAUUAAUACAACCCUAAGACAUCUUUGGGAGAAGGACCAAAUUGGUUUGGUAUUACAACAAUUGUUCACAGAAUAGAUUAUGAAGAAGACUAUGAAGGUUUGGAGAGCACAAGAUAUUCCAUCCCUGUGAAGUAUGCAUCGGUCCCAAACUCCUUUUGCUUUUAUGCUUUUCCUGAUGAAUGUACUUAUAUACGGUAGUCUUUUGCUUCUCAUCAAAUGCAUAAUGCAUUUUGAAACUGUAAGAUAUAACAAGCACACUGUAUUUAUAUGCAUCAGGAUGAUUUGUGGGUAUUUUUGGUUGAUAUCUUAAUGUGAUUUGUGAAGGAAGUUUGGGAUAUUGUCUAGUGUAGAGAUUCUUGGGUGGUGAGGUGAAUGUAUGUGUCAUGUUGAAGAUGUUUUGGUACUUCUUAGACGAUUAUUCCACUUGUGGGGUUCUGUGCAUACUGUUGCAAGCCCAAAACAGAGAACCCGCAAAUUUGGAGUGGCUUAAGACUCAUUCUGUGGCUGAUGUGUGGAACAUUGACUCGGCUAAGUAUCAUUUUUUUUUUUUUUUUUUUUUUUGAUGGGUG
Messenger RNA from Ziziphus jujuba (common jujube), 4498 nucleotides. RefSeq names its product disease resistance protein At4g27190-like. NCBI's taxonomy places the organism in Eukaryota, Viridiplantae, Streptophyta, Magnoliopsida, Rosales, Rhamnaceae. Bases 307 to 4005 code for a protein of 1232 amino acids. The record is from RefSeq and is a predicted model, not a curated record. The transcript is spliced from 4 exons. Gene Ontology annotation, molecular function: ADP binding.